AUGAAACGUAUUACAUUGUUGAAAAUCACCCCAUGGGUACUAGCAUCAACUCUUAUCACUGAUGUGUUAGCGGCACCAGACGAAAAGAAGGUCGGUUUGAAUACCAUUGAAAUGACUCCAUUCCCUCAAUGGCUUACCGAUAUAACUGGUUUAACGCAGUGGCCAGAGGCUGAUCCACCCUAUAUUCCCUUAAGUAAUAUUGACUUGAGCAUUGUGCCUGAUUAUAAACCUUACCGCGAGAGUGAGUGUCAUUUGAACCCAGUUGAUUCCUGUUCUUUUGACUGUUUUAAGUGCAUUGCAUUUGACGACGUCCAUACUUGUUCUAAGUUGAUUCAAACUUUUGAUGAUGGUCCAUCUGAAGCAACGCCACUGUUACUUAACCACCUUCGUCAUAAAACAACCUUUUUUAACUUGGGUUAUAAUGUUGUCCGUAACCCAGGUGUUUACCAAAGAAUGGUAGCUGAGGGUCAUUUGAUCGGCACUCAUACAUGGUCCCAUCCAUUCUUGCCUAGUUUAUCCAACGAGCAAAUUGUAGCUCAGUUACAGUGGUCCGUUUGGGCAAUGAACGCCACAGGUAACCACCUACCUCGUUGGUUCAGACCACCAUACGGUGGUAUUGACAACCGUGUCAGAGCUAUCGCUCGUCAAUUUGGAUUGACAUCUGUGUUAUGGGAUCACGAUUCUUUCGACUGGAUGAUGCAAUCAACUGACUUUACCAGAACCGAACAGCAAAUCUACGAUGAUGUUGCCGAAUGGAUCCAAGGUGGCAGCGGUAUUAUCUUGGAACACGAUGGACAUGACAGAACAGUGAACAUUGGUAUCCAAAUCAACAAUAUGAUUGGACCAGACCAGAUGACUGUUGCCGAAUGUGCCGGUGGAGUUGACUAUUUGAAAAACCUUCCACACUUUGCAAGGUUAUCUAGUGUUGAAAAAAAAUCAGAUGAUCUAACUAAAAGAAUAGCUCAUGAACAAGACCAGGAAGAUGAUGAAGGAGAUGAUGAUCAGGAUGACGCUGAGACUGAAGAUUCUUGA
This is a messenger RNA of Eremothecium sinecaudum, 1032 nucleotides long. RefSeq names its product HHL169Cp. Lineage: Eukaryota; Fungi; Ascomycota; Saccharomycetes; Saccharomycetales; Saccharomycetaceae. Gene Ontology annotation, biological process: carbohydrate metabolic process; ascospore wall assembly. Bases 1 to 1032 code for a protein of 343 amino acids. Gene Ontology annotation, molecular function: chitin deacetylase activity. The transcript has a single exon. Gene Ontology annotation, cellular component: prospore membrane. The record is from RefSeq and is a predicted model, not a curated record.